AGUACCAGCAGUUUUCACUGCAAGGGUUCCCGUGUUUAUUAGGGGAAAUGAUUAAAGUUGUUCCAAAGGAAACAUGACAAAACACCAUUUGAGCUCAUUUAUCAGUGAUCAUCAAUCCCAAAAGGAAAUAUAUUCAGACUGUUCAUAGCAAACCAAGUAACCAUAGUUUUAACUCGAAACAGUAUAAGUGACAUAAGAAGAUUGAUGCAGAAAAGCACACAGGAGUCCUCAAUAUCUCUUGAUAUCUCUAUUUCUUGAUAUAAUAGGAUAUAGCUGUUUACAAAGUUAAAAAUACUGAAGGACAUCAAUACUUCAACACUUUGUUUCUUAAAAUAGCUUUUAUUUCAUUGUGGGAUAACUCGUGAAAUCUGGUAGUGAUGUGUGCGUGUAAACAGGCUGAUUCAGAACAUCUCACCCUUCAUGUGGCUGAUGGGUUAAAGGUGGAGCUCAAACUUUCACUGUCGUACAGGUAAAGACUGAUGUACUUCAACACGUCUGGAUUUGUGACUUACCUGCUGACGGGGUCUGUUUUAGCUCCAAAUAACAUCCAGGUGUUGUUUGACAGGAGCCGAGGAGACAGCCGUGCUCAUUCCUGUCAUUCAUGUCUGUUUGUCCACCCAUCCGUGCUCGCCUGCUGUCUCUGGCCUGGAGAGAGAAAUGUUAAACGAGUCCGUCAUUACCCACUCAACACAAAUCACGUCCGAGCUGUUGCUGCUGUGAGCCUAAAAAAACAAAAUCAGAGUUAAAAAAAAAAAAAUAAGGCGCUCAGCAGACUGUCAAAAAAAAUCAGCUUAUUUUUCAUUUAUGUUUCGUCAUUUCACCACACUGAACAGCUAAACAGAGUACUGCCAGCUCACCUGUCUCUUCUCAUCAUGCUUGUGGAAACCACCCUCCUCUGAAGAGGGUGGAUUCACCUUUCUCACCUGCACCUGUCUUUUUGCUUCACUACACCUCAGACUGUGAUCCUUCAGUCCUGCUGCAUCUGCUUAGUGCUUGAAGUUGUCCUGCUCUCUUUACAUCUGAGGGUUUAAGCUUCUGGUAUGUCUGUACUGUGGUUCAUGAAGCCCAAACCUCUGGGGAAGGUGAGGCGACGGGUUCAGGAUCUCCGCAUCCCCUCCUCCUCACUAUGCGUCUUCUCACCGGACAGACCCGUGCUGGACCUGAGUCACAACGAGAGCGCUAGACUUGCAGUGGACAGCCUGCUUAGUCAGGGCUUGACGGGAUACCAUGAAGCUUUGAAGACAGAGGGAGAAGUGGAUUUUCUAUCACAGCCAGAGAAGAAUUACAUUCUGGAAAACAGGACAAAUGGCAACACAGUUACAAGUGCACCAGAAGAAGAAGGCUUGUCUGCUGGAUGCCAGUUUUCUUCACCAUCUUCCAUGAUGUCAACAGACAGCAGCUCCACCGUAGAAGAGAUGCAUCUGUUAAGUCCAGAAGAUAUGAAACCCAUGGAUCCUCCUUGCAACAAAAGUACUGAGAUUUUCCUGAGUAGAGCAGCUGGUAUGAAAGAUCUGGUUCGACAAUUCAUCAGUAAAGCUGAGCAGAGCCUGGUGGUGGUAACAGACAGCUUCAGCGACACUGAGCUGCUGUGUGACCUUCUGGAGGCGAGCAGGAAGAGAAACGUGUCGGUUUAUCUGCUGCUGGAUCUUCUCAACCUGGACCUGUUUCUUAGCACAUGGAAAGACCAUCAACUCAACAGCAAAGACUUCCCUAAGCUGUCGGUGAGAAGUGUUCAAGGCCAGACUUACUGUUCCAAAACAGGAAGGAAGCUCACAGGUCAGAUUGCUGAGAGUUUUAUCAUCACUGACGGCGCUGAGGUGCUCACAGGUUCAUACAGUUUCACGUGGCUGUCCUGGCAGGUCCAUCGGAGUCUUGCUGUCCUCCUGAAGGGGAGCCCCAUCAAACCUUUCCAUCAGGAGUUUCACAGACUUUACUCCCGCUCUGAGUCGGUUGCUGGGUUUGUCACCUUCCUCCCAGCCCCACUCACUCCUCAUCUUCACUCAUCUACUGCAGCUCAGAAUAGUGACGUCGGUAAGCAAAGAUCAAAACAAACCAAGACGGUGCAUCACUGGGAGGGUAAUGGAGCCAGGAGACAAUCCUGGACCAAUUCAACAACAACCCUUUUGACUGGAGAAGCUCCUGGGGAAAAUGGUGAUAAUCAGCCUCCUUUGCUGCAAACCUGUUUGGCCGAACCAGGAGCGAAGGGUAAAAAACAAAGUCCAGCGGUGGAAAAGCCACAGAACACGACGGCUCCUGAUCAGACCUCCUCGAGCUUGGUUCCUCAUCUCAUCAGCUGUUCCAUCAGUCCUGCAGCUGAGAAGAAGUGGAUCAAAGAGCCAAAUACUGCUUCCAAGUACGAGUGGCUACAGAAGAAAACCUCCAACCUCAGCCCCCUUGGCUUUCAUGCGUUCAGACAUUCAGGGUUCACUGAAGCCUCAAAUAAACAAGGUCACUGGAAUAAAUUCAACUUUCAACAAAAUAGAGAAGUUCCACCUGAUAACUCCAACUUAUACCCCGCCUUACAAGCAAAUCCCAUCCUUCAGUCUGCUUUUAGCAGUUCCAGAAGCCAAGCGCCCGGCCUGCUCAGCUCACAGCCCAACUCCGACUUCUCAUGUCAACAGCCUGCACGGAUGGUAACUCAUCUCAAGACACAAGCAGAGCUCAAGCUGUAUCUGCCAGGUCCAAGCGCCAAUACCCCCCUGCAAACCCGCAUGUACCAGCGGGGAAAUCUACAGAGAUCCAACUGGGCUCAGCAGAAUUACCCAUCUGUAGGCUCCAGAGAUGUGGUGAGACACCACUCUUUCAGUGGCAUUCACGUGACAGAACAGCUGGGGUGGAGGCCACUCCAGAGAACAGUGAACGCAUCGCUGGAAAGAAGCAAGAGCAUGAAUGAGAGAGGCACAGCAGGCCACUGAGCGCAGUGUAGACUUCAAACGUUUGUGUAAAUGCUGUUUACAGACUUUAAAAUCACGUAGAAAAAGUCAUAA
Messenger RNA from Oryzias latipes (Japanese medaka), 2987 nucleotides. RefSeq names its product family with sequence similarity 83 member A (gene sack1a). NCBI's taxonomy places the organism in Eukaryota, Metazoa, Chordata, Actinopteri, Beloniformes, Adrianichthyidae. Gene Ontology annotation, molecular function: protein kinase binding. The record is from RefSeq and is a predicted model, not a curated record. Gene Ontology annotation, biological process: epidermal growth factor receptor signaling pathway.